AUGCAGAUCCAGAUGCUGCCCCUCAUCCUCUGCUUAGCAGGUAAAAGAUCUCCACCAAAUCGGGCAGAGUGCAACAAUCACCCCAUUCCAGCCCUGAAGCUGAUAAGCAAUGGCAAGACCUUCCAGAGGAUUAAGCAGGAGCUGAGCUGGCGGGAUGCCCUGCGGUAUUGCCAGCUGUACUACACAGACCUGGCCGACCUGCAGAGCAUGGGCAGCGUGAGCAGCAUAAAGGAACUCUACUCCCUCACCAGCAGCACCGAAGCGUGGAUCGGCCUCUACUUUGAUGUGAACAUCAAGGGUCUUGUCUGGUCCAGCGGCUCUGUCUUCACUCCGCUGGAAUGGAGCUCCACGCCUGUCUUCAAGGAGGGCAUCUGUGCCACUUUGUACGCCACCUUGGAACUUUUUCCCACCCUGGGGGCUGCCUCAUGCACGGCACAGAAGCCUUUCCUCUGCUAUUAUGACUCCUCUGUGGGACACCGCCUCACCACGAAGCCCGCUCUCGGCCUGACCACCUCUCCGAAGGCAGCUGUGGUCCAGAUCAAUGGAGAGACCUUCAUACGAUUUGACCAAGAAAAGACAUGGAUGGAGGCGCUGCAGUACUGCCGCAGCCACCACACCGACCUGGCUGACCUGCAGAGGGUGACUGACGAGGCGGGCCAGGAGGCCUUGAAGUCUAUCACCACCAAGAACCAGGCCUGGAUUGGCCUCUAUUUCAAUGCAGACUCAGAGUUGCUGAGCUGGUCCAGUGACCUGGGUGACAGCAUCCCCGACUGGCUGCAGGUGCCCCAGAUGGGGGCAGGGCUGUGUGCGGGGCUUGGCAUCUUUGCCCGCUAUCCACCCCGAGUUUAUUCAGAGGUCUGCUUCUCCCAGAGACCCUUCAUCUGCUUCUAUGGGCCUGGCGCCAGUCCGGCGGAAGACUCGCAGGACCCCGCUUCUGAGAGGCCGAUCCCGCUGCGACUCAGCCCGGAGCCCGCUGACCCCAGAGCACCCGGUGCCUUCACCGACCCCACUGCCCUGAGUCCUCUGGCCCAAAGCGAGGUCCCAGGGGCCGCCUUGACCCCCGAGUUCGGGCCCUCGACCCCGCUGGUACUGAGCAAGAUCGUGGUAUUCAGUCCCAGGACCCGGGCCACUCCCACCACGAGUCCCACGACCCCAGAGGACCUCUCUGAUCUCCAAGAAGAGACAGGGACCCCUCUGGCCUCCGCCUGGAGCCCAGCGGCAGUCCCUUUGUCCCUGGGACGCCCGGUUACGCAGAGCAGGCCGGGGACUACAAGGGAGGCUGCCUUGAACCUCUUGAUCGGUUCAACUCACAGAGCUUCGGCAACCCCAGCCGGCACAUCUAGCGGGGCCCACAGCUCUACCCCUCUGUGGGUGGAAGAGCGAACCUCGGAGUUUUCCAGUCCAAGGAGUUCCGCUGCGCCCCAAAGGACAACCACGAACCCUGAGUUGGCAACAGGGAGCACGGAGUCCUCUGGGAGCUGGCCAGGGCCAGAAACAGCUGUAACCAGUGCAGCUAGCAACUCCAAUAGAAAAACUACAGUUUCAGUCACUCAGGCCCAACAUGUGAGCCCAUGUGAAGGCCCCGAGUCUGAAGACAAAGCUCCAGAACCAGAAUCAGGGCAACACUUUGGAGUCCUGAAAGCAGAUUUUAACAUCCCAGCUUUGACUGACCCAGAAGAGAUGAAAGACCAGUUUUUGAGUGAGGUGAAAUUUCUGCUCACUUCUCAUUUUGAUCAGUCAGAAGGCUUGACAGUGCAAGGCAGGCCUGCCAGAACCAAUGUAUUUAGAGAAGAAGUUUUGAAAAAUGAGCUCAUCUGUUUCCACGGCCAUUACUUUGGCUCAUUGAUCCAAGAAGCCUUAAAGUUUACCUUAGGUCACCAGCAAUUUAACCUAAAAUGGGUCGGCAUUGAGAUAAACAAAAAAGAGAACUGA
Molecule: messenger RNA, 1932 nt
Organism: Condylura cristata (star-nosed mole)
Lineage: Eukaryota; Metazoa; Chordata; Mammalia; Eulipotyphla; Talpidae
Gene: CLEC20A
Product: long intergenic non-protein coding RNA 83
Exons: 8
Coding region: 1-1932 (643 amino acids)
Source: RefSeq, a predicted model, not a curated record